AUGGUAUGGCAGCAGCAGCAGCAGCAACAACAGCAGCAGCAACAUCCUGCAGCGACGACGAGCAAAUCCUAUCCGGCGCUCGUCGUCCUGGACAGUGAUGCCGCGGCUGGUGGCGAUGGUGGUAUACUUUACCCUUCUGGCAACAUUAACCUUGAUCAUGCCGUCCCAUACGGUACUACUAGUCAGCACAACUACACACUUUGCUACCCUCACUAUCCUUCCUCUGCUACGGGCGCUCCUGGCAGCUCCCAUUCUGGCUCAUCGGUCGUAAACCCGGCCACUACCGUGUUGGCACCACGAUCCGCCUCUCCCUUGGCCAGCAGUUCGCGUGCCCACACGAACACGGUCCUCAAUAGCACAAACAGUAGCGGUAACGAUACGACUAAGAAACUGAACCGUCUAUCCACUUCCUCCUCGCUAUCGAUCAUAACACCACCUACGACACCGAAGCGGCCAGGAAGUUGCCAUCGUACAGCGGCUGGAACCAGCAGCGGUUCUACUGGUCGGCUCAAGAUGGCUCUGAGUGCGUCGUUGGCACAAAACUUCAACCAAAAGCUGGCCAAUCUGAACGAUAAGUGGAACGAUUUUAGUUUUCUACUGCUUAAGGCAGGCAGUGGAGCGACCAAUGCCAGUGGCGUUGGUGGUGCGGCAGCUGGCAGCGGACGCACGAAUGUCCGUAACGAUUCGUACCACUCGAUCGAAUCCGCCGUCACGUGUACGGCGGCCGACUUUGAAGCAGGCAAUUUCUAUAAUCAUCGCGAAAGCGAAUCCGAAAGCAAUCAGGAAUUCCGUACCACUCAGCAGAAGCGUGAACCGUCCGGUAGCCGCUCGAUGGCCGGACCAUCCACUAGUCGAUCGCGGGAUCAACGACCGCGCAAAACGCGGCUGCGAAGUUCGCGCCGAAACAGUGCCAGCGGCGAUCCGAAAGAGUUCGAUAUGCUUGUCCUAAAACCCAUCGACACGGGAGAUGAUGAUAAUGAGAGUUUUUAA
Anopheles maculipalpis is the source of this 990-nucleotide messenger RNA. RefSeq lists its product as uncharacterized. Bases 1 to 990 code for a protein of 329 amino acids. The record is from RefSeq and is a predicted model, not a curated record. Lineage: Eukaryota; Metazoa; Arthropoda; Insecta; Diptera; Culicidae. The transcript is spliced from 2 exons.